Molecule: messenger RNA, 771 nt
Organism: Cannabis sativa
Lineage: Eukaryota; Viridiplantae; Streptophyta; Magnoliopsida; Rosales; Cannabaceae
Product: extensin-2-like
Exons: 1
Coding region: 1-771 (256 amino acids)
Source: RefSeq, a predicted model, not a curated record
AUGGCCAAUUUUUGGCCUCAUUUAGGAUGUGCUUUAGCACUAUGCUUUAUAAUAGCUACCACCGAUGUGGCUGCAAGUGAUGAUUAUAAGCCUUAUACUACAUCUCCUCCAUCACACUACAACUCUCCACAUCAACCUAAAUAUCACUACAAGUCACCACCUCCUCCUUCUCCAUCACCACCGCCACCCUAUGUUUACAACUCUCCACCGCCACCAUCACCAUCGCCACCUCCUCCUUAUGUCUACAAGUCUCCUCCCCCACCUUCUUCAUCCCCACCACCACCUUAUGUGUACAAAUCACCCCCUCCACCUUCACCAUCACCACCACCACCAUAUGUCUACAAGUCUCCACCCCCUCCUUCCCCAUCCCCACCACCGCCUUAUGUCUACAAGUCUCCUCCACCACCUUCACCGUCCCCACCACCACCAUAUGUCUACAAAUCUCCACCGCCACCCUCACCGUCCCCACCACCACCAUAUGUUUACAAAUCACCACCUCCACCUUCUCUCUCACCACCACCUCCUUACAUUUACAAGUCUCCUCCACCACCUUCACCAUCACCACCACCGCCAUAUGUCUAUAAGUCACCACCUCCUCCUUCACCGUCACCACCACCACCAUACGUUUACAAGUCACCUCCACCACCCUCACCGUCCCCACCACCACCAUAUGUCCAUAAGUCACCACCACCUCCUUCACCGUCACCUCCACCACCAUACGUUUACAAGUUAACACGAAAACACAUUUGGGUAAAAAUGAGUUCUUAUUGA